Messenger RNA from Coniosporium apollinis CBS 100218, 2214 nucleotides. Its product is annotated as DNA mismatch repair protein MLH1. The record is from RefSeq and is a predicted model, not a curated record. Gene Ontology annotation, biological process: mismatch repair. Gene Ontology annotation, cellular component: MutLalpha complex. The coding region runs from base 1 to 2214 and encodes 737 amino acids. NCBI's taxonomy places the organism in Eukaryota, Fungi, Ascomycota, Dothideomycetes. Gene Ontology annotation, molecular function: ATP hydrolysis activity; mismatched DNA binding; ATP-dependent DNA damage sensor activity. The transcript is spliced from 3 exons.
AUGGCCGAAAAUAUGGAAGUCGACGUGGCGACGCCUCGUGGGACGAAGAGAAAAGCGGACGAAACGCAACCGCCACUCGGCGGCGCCCCUCGUAAGAUUGUGGCCCUUUCUCAGGAUGUCGUGAACAAGAUCGCUGCAGGCGAGAUCAUAGUUGCGCCGGUGCAUGCACUGAAGGAGUUGAUCGAGAACGCCGUGGACGCAGGCUCAACGUCUCUCGAGAUUCUGAUCAAGGAAGGCGGAUUGAAGCUUCUUCAGAUUACGGAUAAUGGCCACGGCAUCAAUCGAGAUGACUUGCCUAUUCUAUGCGAGCGAUUUACCACAUCCAAGCUCAAGGCUUUUGAGGAUCUUACAUCCAUCGGCACCUAUGGCUUCCGGGGCGAAGCUCUUGCCAGUAUCAGUCAUAUUGCCCAUUUGACCGUGACCACGCGGACCAAGGAGUCAAGCUGUGCCUACAAAGCGCACUAUGCAGAUGGCAAGCUGGUGCCUGCCAAACCUGGACAGACCGCUGAGCCGAAGCCAACAGCAGGCCGGCAAGGCACUCAGAUCACGGUAGAGGAUCUUUUCUACAAUGUUCCAACCCGACGGAGGGCUUUCCGCUCGGCUAGCGAGGAGUAUGCGAAGAUUCUCGACCUCGUCGGACGAUACGCUGUCCACUGUUCUGGCGUCGCUUUCACGUGCAAAAAGCAUGGCGACUCAACUGCGGGCAUCUCUGUACCGGCCAAUGCGACUACUCUGGACCGCAUACGGCAGGUUCACAGCACCGCUGUUGCAAACGAACUGAUCGCGUUUCAGGCAGCGAACGAUCGCUGGGGCUUUAAGUCACAAGGCUAUGUCAGCAACGCUAACUACAGCAUCAAGAGGACAACCCUGUUGCUGUUCAUCAACCACAGAUCUGUAGAGUCCUCUGCCAUUAAAAAGGCUAUCGAGCAAACAUACGCUCAGUUCCUACCGAAGGGUGGUCACCCGUUCAUCUACCUGAGUUUGGAGAUUGACCCUCAACGCGUUGAUGUCAAUGUCCAUCCGACGAAACGCGAGGUCAAUUUCCUGAACGAAGAUGAGAUCAUUGAGAUCAUCUGCGACGAAAUUCGGUCAAAUCUAGGCAAAGUCGACACUAGUAGGACUUUUAUGACACAGAGCCUUCUGCCAGGAGUCAAGGUUCCCACCGCAGUUACUACUCCGACACAAGACGUAGGCAAUGCCAUACCAGAGACACCACGACCGCCAGUGACACCAGCGACGCAGAAGGGCCGGAGUCAGAAGCCCUACGAAAACAGCCUCGUUCGCACAGAUGCAAAGGUCCGCAAAAUUACCUCAAUGCUCCCGCCUGGUCAGCAUCCGUUAUCAGAGGCCGCUGCAGACGGAGGAGGGCCCGAGGAGAUGGACUAUGAGUACUCCGAUCGAGAGCCCACAUUGUGCCGCCUAACUACCGUCAAAGAACUGAGAGCUGAGGUGCGCGACAACAUGCACAACGGGCUCACCGACGUCUUCGCGAGCCACACCUUCGUCGGUAUCGUUGACGAACGCAGGAGAAUAGCAGCUAUCCAGAGCGGCGUCAAACUCUACCUUGUCGACUACGGCAUGGUCUGCAACGAGUUCUUCUACCAAGUCGGGCUAACAGACUUUGGAAACUUCGGCAGCAUCAAGUUCAACCCGGUGCUGAGCUUGCAUGAGCUUCUCACCGUAGCCGCUGACCACGAGAAGCAAAUAGCUGACGCCGAAGACGAGCUCAACUGGGAGGAAGUCGUCGACGCCGUCAAAGAGCAGCUGCUCAGUCGCCGCGAGAUGCUCGCAGAGUACUUCUCCCUCGAGAUCUCCGAGGAAGGUGACCUCCUCGGCAUACCACUGCUAAUAAAGGGCUACACGCCGAGUCUUGCCAAACUGCCCCAGUUCCUGCUCCGAUUGGGCCCGCACGUCAACUGGCUGGAUGAAAAAGGUUGCUUUCACAGCUUUCUGCGCGAGCUAGCCAGUUUCUACGUGCCGGAAUCGCUGCCGCCGCCCCCGCCGCCCCCUUCGACCGCGGCCGCAGGUGAAAUCGCUGAAGCGAUCGAAGAGGAUCCGGGGAUAGUCGCGAGAAGACGGCAGCUGGCGCGUGCGAUUGAGAACACAAUCUUUCCGGCGUUCAAGGCGCGGCUAGUGGCUACUAAGGGCUUACUGAAAGGCGUUGUCGAAGUCGCUAACCUCAAGGGGCUUUACAGGGUCUUCGAACGGUGUUAA